This is a messenger RNA of Torulaspora globosa, 1278 nucleotides long. RefSeq names its product cleavage polyadenylation factor subunit MPE1 (gene MPE1). Gene Ontology annotation, molecular function: nucleic acid binding; zinc ion binding; ubiquitin protein ligase activity. Lineage: Eukaryota; Fungi; Ascomycota; Saccharomycetes; Saccharomycetales; Saccharomycetaceae. Gene Ontology annotation, cellular component: nucleus. Gene Ontology annotation, biological process: protein ubiquitination; ubiquitin-dependent protein catabolic process; mRNA processing. Bases 1 to 1278 code for a protein of 425 amino acids. The transcript has a single exon. The record is from RefSeq and is a predicted model, not a curated record.
AUGAGCAGUACGAUAUUCUACAGAUUCAGAUCUCAAAAGGACACUGGGAGGAUCAUGUUUGAUGGUACCGGUUUGACGGUGUUUGACCUGAAAAGAGAGAUCAUACAGGAGAAUAAACUGGGCGAUGGAACAGACUUCCAGAUCAGGAUAUACAAUCCAGAUACCAACGAGGAGUACGAGGACGAUUCGCAUGUGAUACCAAGGUCCAGCAGUGUUCUAGUGAGAAGAUCGCCAGCUAUCAAGCAGUUUUCAGCGCACGGCAUGCAUCGAAAUACUGGAGCGGUUGGAAAUGCUACACGUUAUGUCACUGGUAAGCCUCGGGUAUUCCAGAAGAAGCAGCCUGCCAGCGGAGCGGUCUCGAGUGAGCCUGCUGCCGUGAGUGGUGUCACCGAGGAAGAACGUAUAGCGAAUAUGUUCGCUAAUCAAGAAAACCAGUGGGAACAGACUCAACGGGAGAUGUCGUCUGCGACUCCGGUGUUCCACAGAACACAGAAUAAUUCGCAAUUUGGCGAGAAUGAGGGUCCUCCGCCUCCCGGUUACAUGUGCUACAGAUGCGGUGCAAGGGACCAUUGGAUUAAGAACUGCCCGACGAAUAAUGAUCCGAAUUUUGAAGGCAAGAGAAUCAGAAGGACCACCGGUAUACCGAAAAAAUUCUUGAAGAGUGUCGAGAUUGAUUCCGACAACAUAACGGCGGAAGAGAUGGCUCAGAGGAAAAUUAUGGUUACUGAUGAAGGUAAAUUUGUUGUUCAAGUUGCAGACGAACAAUCUUGGGAAGAUUAUCAGAGAAAGCAGCAAAAUAGGCUGAUAAAUAAGGCAGAUGCCAAGUGGCAGAAGGGCUAUUUCAAGGAUUUACCCAAGGAACUGACGUGUCCCAUAACGGGUGGCUUGCUGAAAGACCCCGUAAGGACAACUAAAUGCUGUAACAAGGUGUUUUCGAAAGUCGCAUUAGAGGACGCUCUCUUGGAAUCCGAUUUCGUUUGUCCCGAAUGUCAUACUCCCGAUAUACUCCUGGAUCAAUUAGUGGAAGAUGAAGAAAAGGAUAAGCAGGUGAAAGAGUUCUUGAAAGAAGCCAAACUGGACACUGAAAUUGAUAACAAGAGACAAAUGGAAGCUAAUGGUAUCAUUGAUAGUUCUAAGAAAGCAAAAAUUGAUGCUAAUUCACCAAUCAAGCCGGGAAAUGUCCCAUUACCGCCAAUGCCAUUCGGCAUGCCACCUUUUGCCAUGUUUCCACCGCCCAUACCGUUCAUGAACAUUCCCAAGAAUCAAGACAAGGAAUAA